CUCCCUUUUGCCUAAUUUGCCUUUCUCUCUCUCUCUCUCUCUCUAUCUGACUUUCCUAAAAACAAUGGCAACGAUCAUAUCUUCCAUUCUCAUCUAAUCCAUUCUUCAACUCUCUUUUUUGAUAUUUUGAAUUUUUUUCAUCUUCAACUCACAAACCCUAAACUCAUUUUCACCUCGAUCUUACUUUUUCGGCUGUUCUCUAGAGAGUUUUAUUGGUUGAGCUAGUGUAAUUUGAAGAAAUCCAGCUGUAUUUUGCAUUCUCGUGGUGAUUAUUCUACUACAUUAAGUGAAUUGUUGAUGUAUUUGUAGAAGGGAGUUAAUUUGAGAUCAAUUGAACUGUUGAAUUGGGAAUUUUGUUGAGAGAUCUGUUUUACGGGUGAAUUCGGUGGACUUUGAAGUGAAGGGUGGAAUUGGAGGGUUUUGGAUCCGAUCAGGGGAGAAACAGCGCCAUUAGAUGGCGCUGUUCAGACGGUUCUUCUAUAGGAAGCCGCCGGAUCGGCUUUUAGAGAUCUCUGAGCGGGUUUACGUGUUUGAUUGCUGCUUCUCCACUGACGUGUUGGAUGAAGAUGAGUACAAGACAUAUAUGGGGGGGAUUGUAGCUCAGCUGCAGGACCACUAUGCAGAUGCUUCUUUCAUGGUUUUUAACUUUAGGGAAGGUGAUAGGAGGAGCCAAAUAUCUGACAUAUUGUCUCAGUAUGAUAUGACUGUGAUGGAUUAUCCUCGGCAAUAUGAAGGGUGUCCACUUCUGCCUCUGGAGAUGAUCCACCACUUCUUGCGCUCAAGUGAGAGUUGGCUUUCACUUGAGGGUCAGCAAAACGUCCUGUUAAUGCACUGUGAGAGGGGAGGCUGGCCUGUACUUGCUUUUAUGCUUGCUGGCCUUCUUUUGUACCGGAAACAGUACACUGGGGAGCUUAAAACUCUUGAAAUGGUAUACAAGCAGGCCCCUAGGGAGCUGCUUCAUCUUUUGUCUCCUCUGAAUCCACAGCCAUCUCAGCUUAGAUAUCUCCAGUACAUCUCCAGAAAAAAUUUUGGUUCAGAAUGGCUGCCAUCAGAUACACCUUUUGCCUUAGAUUGCAUUAAACUUAGUUUUCCUCCUCUAUUUGAUGGAGGGAGAGGCUGUCGACCUGUACUUCGCGUCUAUGGACAGGACCCUGCUUCAACAACCUCUAAUAGGAGCUCUAAGCUCCUCUUUUCAACUCUAAAGACAAAAAAACAUGCUCGCUUCUACCAACAGGAAGAGUGUUCAAUGGUGAAAAUUGACAUCCAUUGUCGUGUCCAAGGAGAUGUUGUUCUCGAGUGUGUCCAUUUGGAAGAUGAUCUAGUAAGGGAAGAAAUGAUGUUCAGGGUCAUGUUCCACACUACAUUUAUUCGCUCAAAUGUUUUGAUGUUAAUGCGUGAUGAUGUUGAUGUCCUGUGGGAUGCAAAAGACCAAUUUCCUAGAGGGUUCAAAGCAGAGGUACUCUUUUCGGAUCCUAAUGCUGUUCCAUCUGUUGUCACUGAGGAAGUGCCAAGUGAGGAUGAGAAUGGGACUGAAGGUGCUUCACCUGAGGAGUUUUUCGAAGUCGAAGAGAUAUUCAGCAAUGCUGUUGAUGGGCAGGAUGGAAGGGGGGAAUCUGGAGCCCACAUUGUCAAGGAAAGUUUGCAGGAUGAUGAUAGUAUUGAAAUGAUCUGGAAAGAGGAGGUGGAACAUCAUGCAUUUCAAGAUUGUGCAUCAGACGAAGUAAAUCACAAGCAAGAAGGAAAGAUGGAUUCUAAUCGCUCUGCAUCAGAAAAAAAUAUUUUAGGAGAGAGAGACAACUCUAUAUCCUCAAAGGUUAUAGUUUCCAAUGGUACUAGCAACAUGGAAUCAGAACAGGUAAUAUCUGGGGAUUGUGUUGCAUCAGAAAAUGGGGAACUAAAGCAAGAUAAAGAAGACACUCUGAGACAGAAGAAGUUAGAGAGGGAAGGUUCGCAUCAGAAGGUGAGUGCUGAUACUAGUAAACAAAAAAGUGACAAGACAACCUCAUCUCUAAAGAAACAGUCAUUUUCCAACGCUAAACCAGCUGCCGAUGGCGUUGGUCCGAAAAAUAAAUCUAAACAGCAGGAAAUCCAAGGCACCGUUUUACGACCGGCAAAGCCUAAUGCAGUGUCCCGGUGGAUCCCUCCAAACAAAGGUUCUUACACUAGUUCAAUGCAUGUAUCGUAUCCACCAUCAAGGUAUAACAGUGCUCCUCCUGUGCUUGCCCUAACCAAGGAUUUUCAGUCUGGGGUUAAAUCAAAGUCACCAUCUCCUCAAGCUUCUUCAGAAGCUAUAGCUUCUGCUGAAGCAGGUCGUGUUUCAGAGAAAGACUCUUCAUGUUCUGCAUCGGGUAUGUCAAUUGUGGAGGCAUCUGUUGCUACAAUAUCUGCCCCAGAAUCAGUUGAAAGCCAGGCCCUGAAGCUUCAUCCAUCUCCUCCAAGUCCGCUUCUUUCUCCAUCUCCAAUUACUUCAUCUCACGAACCUUCUGAUACUGAGGUAGCAGGAACUAAUUCACCAUCAGCGACUUCAGCUUUGUCUUCACAGGGGAGUAAUAUUACGACAUCUUCUUUGACUCAGCCGGACCCUUAUUCUUCAUCUGCUCUGCCCGAACCUCCCUCAUUUUCACCCCCUCCACCUCCUCCACCCCCUCCACCUCCACCAUUUACUAGCUCGAGGAUGACUCCGCUAGGUGCCUUUUCUCCUCCCCCACCACCACUGCCUCCUCCACCUUUGCCCUCAUCAUCCAGUGUAAUAAAUGCUGGUAGGGUCUUGCCACCACCCCCUCCACCACCCCUUUGGACAGGGUAUGGGACUUCCUUAGAAGUAGUAUCUAGUUCAUCGCCACCUCCACCUCCUCCUCCUCCUCCUCCUAUAUAUGCAUCCAUGUUACCAAGAUUGGCUAGCUUUGGGGGUUCCACAUUGCCGCCACCUCCUCCCCCUCCCCCUCCUCCUAUGCAUACUGGCUAUUCUCCUCCUCCACCACCUCCACCUCCUACUCUUGCCACACGAAUCCUACAUACCUCGCAAGUUUCUCCACCUCCACCUCCACCACCACCACCGCCGCCACCACCACCACCACCACCUCCUUCAACAUACGCUCCCCCUCCUUUAUUCAACACUCGAUCUGCACCAUCUCCGCCACCUCCCCCUCCCCCUCCUUUUUCUAGAGCGCCAACUCCACCACCUCCACCUCCCCCUCCUUUUUCUAGAGCGCCAACUCCACCACCUCCCCCUCCUCCUCCUUUUUCUAGAGCGCCAACUCCACCACCUCCACCUCCCCCUCCUUUUUCUAGAGCGCCAACUCCACCACCUCCCCCUCCUUUUUCUAGAGCUCCAACUCCACCACCACCACCACCGCCUCCUUCACGUGGUUCUGUACCACCACCUCCUCCUCCGCUGCCUGGAGCUCCACCUCCACCUAUGUGGGGGCCUCCACCUCCUCCACCUCCUCCUAUGCGGGGGCCUCCACCUCCACCUCCACCACCUGGAGCACCUCCUCCAAUGCGGGGCCCUCCACCUCCUCCACCUCCUCCUGGAGGUGGCCCUCCUCCACCACCUCCUCCAAUACGUGGAGCUCCACCGCCCCCUCCUCCUCCUGGAGGUCGUGCACCUGGUCCACCUCCCCCACCUCCUCCGGGAGGACGCGCACCUGGUCCACCUCCCCCACCCCCUCCUGGAGGGCGUGCACCUGGUCCACCUCCCCCACCCCCUCCGGGAGGACGCGCACCUGGUCCACCUCCUCCACCGGGAGCUCCAAGACCUCCUGGUGGUGGACCACCACCACCACCACCUUUUGGUUCUAAAGGACCUGCAGUUGGCAGAGGCCUUCCUGCUGGGAGAGGGCAAGGAUUUUCACGCGCAGCUGGUGGUGUAGCCCCACGAAGAUCUAACUUGAAGCCGUUGCAUUGGAGCAAGGUAACUAGGGCACUUCAAGGAAGCUUAUGGGAUGAACUACAAAGAAACGGAGAGACUCAAUUGUCACCAGAAUUCGAUUUUUCAGAACUUGAGACUCUUUUCUCUGCUACAGUCCCCAAGUCAGAUAAUGCGGGUAAAUCUGGAGGGAGAAGGAAGUCUGUUGGGUCUAAACCUGACAGGGUUCACCUGGUUGACUUGAGGAGGGCAAAUAAUACUGAAAUUAUGCUCACAAAGGUGAAAAUGCCACUGCCUGACAUGAUGGCCGCUGCCCUUGCAAUGGAUGAGUCAAUUUUAGAUGCUGAUCAGGUGGAGAAUCUUAUCAAGUUUUGUCCUACCAAAGAUGAGAUGGAACUUCUCAAGAAUUACACAGGUGACCAGGAUCUUCUGGGAAAGUGUGAACAGUUUUUUCUGGAGCUCAUGAAGGUGCCCCGAGUAGAGUCAAAACUAAGAGUUUUUCUCUUCAAGAUCCAGUUCAACUCUCAGGUCACGGACUUCAAAAAAAGCUUGAACACAGUGAACUCUGCUUGUGAAGAGCAGGUCCGACAUUCUCUUAAAUUGAAGGAAAUAUUGAAGAAAAUAUUGUAUCUAGGGAAUGCAUUGAACCAGGGAACUGCCAGAGGUUCUGCCAUUGGAUUUAAGUUGGACAGUCUUUUGAAGCUCACUGAUACUCGUGCUACUAACAACAAGAUGACACUCAUGCAUUAUCUUUGUAAGGUUCUUGCUUCCAAGUCACCAUCACUUUUAGACUUUCAUGUAGAUCUUGUAAGCCUGGAAGCUGCGUCAAAGAUACAAUUGAAGUCUUUGGCUGAAGAAAUGCAAGCAAUCAUCAAGGGUUUGGAAAAAGUUAAAAAAGAACUGGAGGCUUCGGAGACUGAUGGCCCUGUGUCUGAAAUUUUUCGCAAGACCUUAAAGGAAUUCGUUGGUGUGGCUGAAGCACAGGUUGGCUCUGUCAAGGAUUUAUAUUCUGUUGCGGGCAGAAAUGCAGAUGCACUUGCACUAUAUUUCGGUGAGGAUCCUGCCCGUUGUCCGUUUGAGCAAGUCACGGCGACCCUCUUAAAUUUUGUAAGGCUGUUCCGCAAAGCCCACGAAGAGAACUUGAAGCAGGCUGAAUUAGAAAGGAAGAAAGUUCAAAAGGAAGAAAUAGAGAACGCCAAAGGAGUUAAUCUCAAUAAGAAGGGUUUCAAGUGAAUCGGGAAUGAUAUCAUUGUUUCAGGGUGAACGAUCUGUCUGUUGGUUGACCAUGUUAACCGAAGAUAUCUGCCAAAGACAGACCAAAAGGCUCCUAGUGUAAGUGCUUUGGCAUUCUUUGGAUUCAAGAAAGAAUGUUGAGGCUUGUAAACCAGAGUGCAGUGACUGAUUUGCAGAUAGGAAGCUGAACCGGAGACAUCAUUGUCGGGGCUCUUGGAUGAUGCAAGCAACCUCUCACUCCAUAAAGAUCGACUUGAUUUUUUGUUAUUGGUAAGUGAUCAUGAAUGCUUCCAACCUGGAGAAAUUUGCUACAUUAUGAAAUAGCUGCUGCAAUCAAGACCGCGAGUUUGGAUAGAGCCAACAUGCUGGACUCGGUGUUGCCACAAUGUCCAGUGUUUGCCAAUGAUCGCCCUAACCGCCAUGCAACUGUAAAUUAGAAGUGUAACAUCAGUUUGUAUAAAGCCUAACCAGUAUAUCUAGAUUCAAAGUUAUUCUUUUCAUUGUAACAUAGAAAUAGGGGUUUCCUAUUGUGUCAGUUUUUAUGGGAACCUGCCACGAAAUUGAUUGUACAGAAAUCAUAGGAGAGAAUAGGGAUAGUUUCUAUUAGCAAAUAAUAUUGUAUCAAUAUGUAGGCUUUAGGGUUAGUUUCCCUUUUCCUAAAUACAAAUUUUGGAAAAUAUUCUGAUAUCUUCAUUUUUUUUAGUCACACAAGCUUUCUUGACAA
This is a messenger RNA of Solanum lycopersicum (tomato), 5825 nucleotides long. RefSeq names its product formin-like protein 20. The record is from RefSeq and is a predicted model, not a curated record. NCBI's taxonomy places the organism in Eukaryota, Viridiplantae, Streptophyta, Magnoliopsida, Solanales, Solanaceae.